GUUCCGAGCGGGUCCCUGCGCCUGGCCGACGGCGAGGCUUCUCUGGCUCGGGGCUGGCUCCUGAGGGGCACGAACAGCCGGCCUGGCGGUUGGGGCCGAGGAGGGAAGGUACCACCUCCUCGAGGCAGCGCGCAGCCUGUAGCACAGGCGUCUGCUCCGAGCGGUCCCUGGAGGGCGCCGCCGCCACUUCGCUCCUCCGGGGCCGCUCGCUCCCAGGAAAGCGGAGGCAGCUGGCGAGGACGGAGAGCAGGGGCAGAGCUGCGGAGGGACCGCGCCUCCAGGAGUUCGAGGUGCACCCUGGCGCGGCGGGCCGGUCUUGGCUUCCCGGCCACUGGCCGGCCGCGCCCGCCUUUCCCCGGUCAGCGCUUGGGGCCCGCGCCGCACGCACCGCCCAGCAACCCCGCGCGCGUCCCGCGGGGGCGCUGCGUCUUCCUGCCACACCGGCGCACCGCGGCCCCUCUCCCCCACACCUCCGUCCCGCACCACCCGGCUCUCCUCCCAACCUCCCCACCCCUCCUCUGCCCUCCCUCCCCUCUCCUCCCCUCCCUGCGAGGGGCGGGAGGGGGCGUGGCGGGGCCGGGGUUUGUGUGGCUGGGACCCGGCUCCUCGCACUCCGAGUCCGCCCGAGGAGCCGGGCCCCGGCCGCUGUCCAGCCGCUCCGUGCCCUGCGCGUCCUGCGCCGCCGCCACCGCCUCUUGGGAAGACGCAGCCACUUGCCCGCCAUGGAUAUUCCCAGGGUCCUGCUCUCGGCCGUCUUCCUCAUCAGUUUUCUGUGGGAUUUGCCCGGUUUUCAGCAGGCUUCCAUCUCAUCCUCCUCGUCGUCCGCCGAGCUGGGCUCCAAGGGCAUGCGGAGCCGCAAGGAAGGGAAGAUGCCGCGGGCGCCGCGCGAGAGUGACGCGGGCCGGGAGGGCCAGGAGCCACAGCCGCGACCUCAGGACAAGCCCCAGGCUCAGCAGCCCUGGGCGCAGGAGCCUCCAGGCAGGGGUCCGCGCGUGGUGCCCCACGAGUACAUGCUGUCAAUCUACAGGACUUAUUCCAUCGCAGAGAAGCUGGGUAUCAAUGCCAGCUUUUUCCAGUCUUCCAAGUCGGCUAAUACGAUCACCAGCUUUGUAGACAGGGGACUAGACGAUCUCUCGCACACUCCUCUCCGGAGACAGAAGUAUUUGUUUGAUGUGUCCAUGCUCUCAGACAAAGAAGAGCUGGUGGGCGCGGAGCUGCGGCUCUUUCGCCAGGCGCCCUCAGCGCCCUGGGGGCCACCAGCCGGGCCGCUCCAUGUGCAGCUCUUCCCUUGCAUGUCGCCCCAGCUGCUGGACGCGCGGACCCUGGACCCGCAGGGGGCGCCGCCGACCGGCUGGGAAGUCUUCGACGUGUGGCAGGGCCUGCGCCACCAGCCCUGGGAGCAGCUGUGCUUGGAGCUAAGGGCCGCGUGGGGCGAGCCGGACGCCGGGGAGGCUGAGGCGCGCGCGCGGGGACCCCAGCAACCGCCACCUCCGGACCUGCGGAGUCUGGGCUUCGGCCGGAGGGUGCGGCCCCCUCAGGAGCGUGCCCUGCUCGUGGUGUUCACCAGAUCCGAGCGCAAGAACCUAUUCGCCGAGAUGCGCGAGCAGCUGAGCUCGGCGGAGGCUGCGGGCCCGGGCAGUGCCGCUGAGGGGUCGUGGCCGCCGCCGUCGGGCGCCCCGGACGCCAGGCCUUGGCUGCCCUCGCCCGGCCGCCGGCGGCGGCGCACUGCCUUCGCCAGCCGCCAUGGCAAGCGGCACGGCAAGAAGUCCAGGCUGCGCUGCAGCAAGAAGCCCCUGCACGUGAACUUCAAGGAGCUGGGCUGGGACGACUGGAUUAUCGCACCCCUGGAGUACGAGGCCUAUCACUGCGAGGGUGUAUGCGACUUCCCGCUGCGCUCGCACCUGGAGCCCACCAACCACGCCAUCAUCCAGACGUUGAUGAACUCCAUGGACCCCGGCUCCACCCCGCCCAGCUGCUGCGUGCCCACCAAAUUGACUCCCAUCAGCAUCCUGUACAUCGACGCGGGUAAUAACGUGGUCUACAAGCAGUACGAGGACAUGGUGGUAGAGUCGUGCGGCUGCAGGUAGCGGUGCCUUUCCCGCCACCUCGGCCCGGGACCAAGGCGGGCCAAGGUCCGUCUUGCAGGGGAGACCUGGCUGCAGAGAGGCGGAGGAGGAAGCUGGCACGGAGGGAGGCUGAGGGUGAGGGAACAGCCUGGACGUGAGAGCUGGUGGGAGAGGAGGGAGCGCAGCCUUCCCUGAACCUUUUACCUGCCAGCUCAGAGGGAGAUAUGGAUUUUCACACCUUGCCUGGCCACCCUGGAAAAACAAGCCAAGGAAGAUUUCUUUUGUUUUCUGUGUGUGUUUCUCUCUCUCUCUCUCUCUCUCUCUCUCUCUCUCUCUCUCUCUCUCUCUCUCUCUCUCUCUCUCUCUCUCUCUCUCUCUCUCUCUCUCUCUCUCUCUCUCUCUCUCUCUCUCUCUCGCUUUCGAUUUCCGGUUUUGAUAGAAGGGGAGGGGAGGCGAGAUGCAUACCCGUUUCUCAACUGCUCCAUGAAUUGAAAAAACAAUAGUUUUAAAAGGGAAACAAUGUGGGAGGAAGAAUCGCCGUUGACAGCAUCACGGUUUGGUUGAUUUUUACUUGUGUAAAGAAGGUGGGGUCUCUGGCCAUGUUAUAGCCAAUGUCUUGUGCCCUCCCCCACAGAAAGUGUUUGAUAGGGAAAUUGGCAAAAGGAAUAGUAAAGUCAGGAAUGGUCCUGCCUAUAGAAGAGCUUUGAGACAGGUGGGCUCAUGCAUGCCCCUCUCACCCAUUUGUGUACUCUGUGAAUUUACCAGCUCUGCCUUGGCCUCUUCCUGCACUGGGAACUGGCAACCUUCAUCUCACUCUGGAGGGCCCAGGUCGCUGCCUUCAUUGUUGCUUUUUCUGGUGGGGCAAGGGGAGCUGGUAUGGAUGGAAUGACAAGAAUUAGUCCAAAUGGAACCCCCUGAAGGAUAAUGAGAAAGCACAAGGCCUGCCUCUGACUGGGGCUAAUGCCUAGGUGCAUUAGCUCAGGCUGGAGGUAGCCCACCCAAAAGCCCUUUCUGAUUCUCAUUGAUACAGAAUUUGCCAAAAUUCAGACAUGCCCUUCUAAUGGAAAGGUGAUUUCCCAGUUCGAAUAAAUGGGUAGGAGUGGGGAACAAUACAAUUAAGGUAAGAGCUACAAAGGAGGGAAUAGGAACCAAGAAGUAGGAGUCCCAUCAGGAGGGAAGAUGGUGGGCCUCAGGGAGGAUGGUGAUCAAGGGACAGGCUAGGAGCCAGGAGUGGGGAAGGGAGGGAUGAAAGGGGACACAAGUCCCUGUCUCUGAAGUUUCUAAGUUCCCUCCCCUCUCUUUGACAUUCCUGAAAGAUUACCAGCCAGCAAUAGCCCAGGGCUCCCCCAAAAGAAUUGUUUCAGAUUGUAAUUAUCAGUUAGGCAAUGUUUUUAAAACUUAGUAAUGAGAAACUGUGAAAAGAGCCAAGUGUUACAUUGAGCUUGGGGUGGGAGAUGGGGAACAGGCAGUAAGGAAGGAGGCAGGGGUGGAAUUUGUUUUUUGGGAGGAAGCUGGAGCAAGCACAGUGUAACUGAAAUACCCAUUCCCAGAUAGUCAAAAACACGAACUUGCCCCCAGCCUGCCCGGCUAUUGUUUUCUAACAUUGCCCAUAAGUAGGCCCUUGGAAGAGUCGGCUUCCUCCUCAUCUUUGACUAUAAAAUUGUUUAAUCAAUGGAAUUUGUACCAACCUUUUAAAAAAAGUUUUACUUUCUCCUAAGUGAUUUUGCUCUUCCAAUCUAAACCUGUUGCUUGUUUGGUUCAGAGAACUACAAACUGUCAAAGAAAGGGUGGGGAUGAUAAGAAAUGCUAAUAUAAAAUGCUAAGUGAAAAAAGACUUGGCCAGGAGAAAUAAUUUAAAAUGCACAUUUGCUUUGGAUGCACUGUUGUUCUGUGUCGGCUGUAUAUAUUUGUUUAUUUAAGGUGACUGAAAGUGCAAAGAGGAAAAGGACAGCAUGCAAUUCAUCCUAAUGUACAAAACGUUAUAUGCACUCAAAUGUUAUAAUUUCUAAUAUUUUUAAAGUUUAUAUUCGAGUUGUACAAAGUUAAGCAUUAAUCAGAUAUUUCAUUUUUUCAUAAUGUUAUCAUUUUCUUAAAUAUUAUUACAAAAUUUUAAGUCUGUCUAAUGGAGAGUUUUUUUUUUUUAACUGUCUACCUCAUAUAAUACAAGUAUUUACAACACUAAAGUUACCAGAGGUCAAUUAAUAAUCAAAACAUUUUUUACAGGACACCUUUCCUGGAUGAUACGCAAUCAAAUGCUAUACUAUUAAACUCAUUUUUCUCCUUAA
Callithrix jacchus (white-tufted-ear marmoset) is the source of this 4351-nucleotide messenger RNA. It is a transcript of the gene GDF6, whose product is annotated as growth differentiation factor 6. Gene Ontology annotation, molecular function: growth factor activity; cytokine activity. Lineage: Eukaryota; Metazoa; Chordata; Mammalia; Primates; Cebidae. The record is from RefSeq and is a predicted model, not a curated record. Gene Ontology annotation, cellular component: extracellular region. Gene Ontology annotation, biological process: BMP signaling pathway.